CAUGCUUUCGUUUUGGCUCGGCCGUUCAGAACAUUUGAAAUGCGUUGUUUAGAAUCGAAUUUUACGACAUUCUAACGUAAUUAGAACACUUGCGAUGGAUGUAGACUGCGAAUUAGAUGGCGAUCUUUUAACAAAAUUUAGUUGUUUAGGGACCACGGAUCACGAUGUUCUAAUUAAUGAACUUCAAAGACUGUUGGAUUUUCAACUCAAUCCGUCGGGGUGCGCUUUCUUCCUCGAUAUGACAAACUGGAAUCUCCAGGCAGCAGUAGGGGCUUAUUAUGAUUUUAACAGUCCUCAAGACAAACUACCAAGUAUGGCAUUCAUUAGAGAUGUGACAAUUGGAGAGGGAGAGUCUGUUCCACCUAACACAGCCUUUGUGAAAACAUGGAGAAUUCAAAAUAAUGGCAUUAUUGCAUGGCCCAAUGGAGUGUUUCUAAAAUACACAUCUGGUGACCAACUGGGUCCUGUAAAUUUGGUUUCUGUUAAAUCUCUGAGUGCUGGCGAAUUUUAUGACCUUAGUGUGAACAUGAUAUCACCUGCGAAAACAGGCAUGUAUCAGGGUCAGUGGAGGAUGUGUACACCAUCUGGACAGUAUUUUGGGGAUGUUAUAUGGGUCAUUCUAUGCGUGGAUGAAGGAGGAUUGUUAGGACUCACACAGCAGCUGUCAUCAUUAGGAAGGGAAAUGAACUUUCAUGAAGGAUCCAACCCUUCAUCAACCUCUGCUAAUCCUUUUGGACUUUCAACACCUAUCUCGAUUUCCCCACAACCUAUUUAUUCUGUUCCCCAUAACAGCCCAGCUAAUGGGGUUAUCCAUGUUUCACCAGCUAGGAGAUCACUUUUUAAUUCCACGGUCAGUGGAGAGAAUCUAGAACCUCUCAUCUCACCUAGUAUACAAGUUGGAUCAGUGUUCCAUAGCAAAGAAGAGGAAAGUUUAGUGAAUCAAUUAAAGGAUACAUCUCUAUUACAAGACUCAGAUAUAGAUCAUUCAUAACAAUUACAUGGGUGUUUGUGAUUUUGAACAAUUGUGGGUUCUGUCCAGUGGUGGAAUUUGCCAUGGUGACAACACUGUAGACAUUCAAGGAGUACUAAAUUAAAUUCUUACUUUGAUAUUUGCUCGCCCAAAUUUUGGCAAUUAUUCAAAGGUUGUGAACAGAUUUUUUUUUUUUAACUGACAGCUGAAAAGUCAUGAUAUACAUGUAAUACUCUAAACAGGAAUAUUUUACCAGACCUUAGUUUGGUAAUUCGACACAAUUUCAUGUAAUCGACCUGACAUGAUUAAUUUGGCUCAGUGUUGUUUCAGCCAAGAGAACAAAGGUACCUUA
Molecule: messenger RNA, 1322 nt
Organism: Pocillopora damicornis (cauliflower coral)
Lineage: Eukaryota; Metazoa; Cnidaria; Anthozoa; Scleractinia; Pocilloporidae
Product: protein ILRUN
Molecular function (GO): protein binding
Source: RefSeq, a predicted model, not a curated record